Pocillopora damicornis (cauliflower coral) is the source of this 842-nucleotide messenger RNA. RefSeq names its product DNA excision repair protein ERCC-5 homolog. Gene Ontology annotation, cellular component: nucleus. Gene Ontology annotation, biological process: nucleotide-excision repair. Gene Ontology annotation, molecular function: DNA endonuclease activity; single-stranded DNA binding. NCBI's taxonomy places the organism in Eukaryota, Metazoa, Cnidaria, Anthozoa, Scleractinia, Pocilloporidae. The record is from RefSeq and is a predicted model, not a curated record.
UAAUGAAUGUAACCGAAGAAGUUACAACUCAUAGACCCAACGUCUUUCUAGUGCCUUCAUCAGGGUUGAUCUAAACGCUGCAACAAGGAACUUUCCACGGCAAACAGGAAAGACAAGAUGUGCUUACUAAGCGCCCAAAAAAAUCAACAUUUUACGUACGAGACCCUCUGAAAAACAAUGGCUAAAAGCAGCUAUUAGGGAUUGUCAGGUUAAUAGCUUGCCAAGAAGCGUGACAGUCAUAGCAAGUAAUUAACUUGUUAAAUCGUGUUGUUUAUUAACAAGCGGCCACAAAAUCUCGAUAUAAACAAGGGAGUUCGUGUUGGGGGCAUCAGCGAAUCGAGAUGGGAGUGAAAGGAUUGUGGGAAUUAAUAAAACCGGCAGGAAAGCCUGUUACAAUAGAGACCCUUCAGAACAAGACUAUCGGAGUUGAUGUUAGUUUGCUGCUGAAUCAGUCUGUUAAGGGAAUGCGGGGCAGGCAUGGUAAUCCUUUGGCCACAGCACACAUGGCAGGAUUGUUUUCCACAACCUGCAAGCUGCUGUCUCAUAGAAUAAAACCAAUAUUUGUAUUUGAUGGUGCAGCCCCAGAACUCAAGGAUAAGACUCUGGCUGCAAGAAGAGAUCAAAGGUUUAAGGCUGUGCAUAAGUCAAAGAGUGUUGCAGAGAAAAUGUUGAAAAAUAAAUUACGUUGUGAAGAUAUCAAAAAAGUCAUUAAACAAGAAAGCACAAGUACAGCUCUGGCCAGUGUAAACCUGAUGAAGCAGGGUGCAUUUGAACCAAAACAUACUCCACUGCCUUCAGAUGCACUGGUAUCAUAUAUGAAAAGGUGAGAGUUUGUAAGUAUG